Trichoplax adhaerens is the source of this 1659-nucleotide messenger RNA. RefSeq lists its product as uncharacterized. The record is from RefSeq and is a predicted model, not a curated record. Gene Ontology annotation, biological process: carbohydrate metabolic process. The transcript has 10 exons. The coding region runs from base 1 to 1659 and encodes 552 amino acids. Gene Ontology annotation, molecular function: phosphotransferase activity, alcohol group as acceptor; kinase activity. NCBI's taxonomy places the organism in Eukaryota, Metazoa, Placozoa, Uniplacotomia, Trichoplacea, Trichoplacidae.
AUGGAAUUAGGCCAAUUUCGAUAUUUCAUCGGUGUUGAUGUGGGCACAACCAGCGUAAGAGCUGCAUUGAUCGAUCACAAAGGUUGUAUCAAAUGUAGAGCCACUCAAUCGAUACAAAUAUGGCAACCUAAAGAAGAUUAUUAUCAACAAUCUUCAGAAAAUAUCUGGCAAGCAUGCUGCUUAGUAGUCAAGGAGGUGACACAAGGUAUAGAUCGAGAUGCCAUCGGUGGCAUUGGCUUCGAUGCUACAUGUUCUAUGGUAGUUCUAGACGAGCAAUUACAACCUGUGACCAUAUCCCCAGAUGCCAAUCCUGAUUGCAAUAUUGUAAUGUGGUUAGAUCAUCGAGCUAUUAAAGAAGCGGAAUUAAUCAAUGCUACAGAGCAUCAUCUCCUAAGUUAUUUAGGUGGUACGAUAUCACCUGAGAUGCAAGCUCCUAAAUUGCUAUGGUUGAAAAAGAAUUUACACAAUCAAUGCUGGAAGAAAGCAGCCCAUUUCUUCGAUUUGCCUGAUUUCUUAUCGUUUAAGGCAACUGGAGCUCUUACAAGAUCUUUAUGCUGCCUGGUUUGUAAAUGGAAUUACGAAUAUAAAGAUAAGCAAGGAUGGCUUGACGAUUUCUGGCAAACUAUCGGUUUAGACGACUUCAUUAUUGAGAGCUAUGAAAGGAUUGGAGGCAAGAAUAUUGCAUUUCCUGGACAACCAAUCGGAAAAGGCCUAACAGUCAAAGCUGCCUCAGAACUUGGCCUGGCGGUUGGUACUGCUGUAGGUGCGUCAUUAGUUGAUGCUUAUGCUGGUUGCUUAGGGAUAGCUGGGAUCGAUUUAACUAGAAUGCAAUGCAAGAAUAAAGAUUUAACGUCCCGAUUAUCUCUUAUUUGUGGCACAUCUACAUGUCAUAUGGCGAUUACAUCCAACCCUCAUUAUGUGGCCGGGGUCUGGGGACCUUUUAAUAGUGUGAUUUUACCAGGUUUAUAUUUAAAUGAAGGAGGGCAAAGUGUCACCGGAAAGCUGGUUGAUUUUAUGAUACAGAAACACCCCUUCUUUCCAACACUGAAGGAGCUUUCUCAAGAAAAAAAUACCAGUAUAUAUGACUAUCUCAAUCAGUUCAUUAUUGAUCAAGGUAUUAAGAGUCAUUGGGCCUAUCUGACAACAAAUAUGCACAUUCUUCCCGAUUUUCAUGGCAAUCGGUCGCCAAUAGCAAAUCAUAAUCUAAAGGGAAUGAUUUGCGGAUUAACCUUAGCAUCAGAACUACACGAUUUAGCUAUCCAAUAUCUUUCAACCCUGCAGAGUCUAGCCUUUGGCACUAAACAAAUCGUAGAAGCUAUGACAAAAGAUGGACACGAAAUAAAGAUAUUACUAGCUUGUGGUGGACUAAGUAAAAAUAGCCUCUUUCUUCGAUGUCAUGCUGAUAUAACCGGAUGUCCCAUCGUUUUAGGGAAAGAAGAAGAUUCCGUUCUUUUAGGUUCUGCUAUGUUGGGUGUAUCAGCAGCCUUGCCCAAAUACGAUCUAAAGACUGUCAUGGCGACAUUUAGUUCAGCUGGUGAAAUUAUCCAACCUAACCUAGAUAUAGAACUGCAACGAUACUACGCAAAGAAAUACCAAAUUUGCCUCCAAAUGCAGCAAGAUCAAUUAAAGUAUCUCUCUAUUAUAAAUGAGGACAAAUGA